AUGGUCUGCACAGAGGUGGACUGGCCGAACGGCGGAGACGGGUUGUAUGUCAAGGAUCUCUCUUCCGAGCUCUCUACUCUAUCUAUCGACUCGGACGAAGCACUUCUCAAGUUUCAUAGAGGGCAGCUGUUGGAGAUCGACGAACUGUGGUACCGAUUAGUGCCACCAGAAGCUCGUGAGGUUUUAGAUCAGAAGGAAGUCCAACGCCAGUCUAUCCUCUUCGAGCUAGUCAAGUCUGAGAGAGACUAUGUUUCCGAUCUGGAACUCGUCCAGGAGGUGUUCAUAGAUCCCCUGAGAAAUACCCUGGCGGUCCCGGACAAUCGUAUCGCUACGUUUAUAUCGGAGACCUUCUUCAACAUCAAUCAAAUCCUCGCACACCAUCAGCGGAUGUUAUCUGCCCUAUUUGACCGACAACGAGAGCAGUUUCCUUUGGUGCAGAGCCUAACGGACAUUAUCCUCGACAACAGCCUGAAGUUUCGACAAGACUAUGAAGAGUACAUUGCACACUACCCCCUCGCGGAAAUGCGCCACCGGAACGAAAUGCGGCGGAACCAGCGCUACCAGUACUUCCUCCAGCAGUGCUCGCACAAUCCACGUGUGCGGAAACGUGACCUCAUUACCUUCAUCUCGCGUCCCGUCACCCGCCUCCCGCGACUGCUGCUACUUCUGGAGAACAUCAAGAAGUAUACGGACCCUGACCAUCCCGACUUCGAAGCUAUCCCACUCGUGGUCGGUAUCCUAAGCGACUUCAUCAAGGGCGCCCAGCACGGCAUCGAGGAGGCCGAGGAGAAGGUGCACUUUUGGAGUUUGUGUGAGAGCUUGGCAUUCCAGAAGGGCGAGAUAAUCGACUUGGACCUAUACGAUGCAGCACGGUCGUUACAGUACCAGGGCCAGCUCUCGAGGCGAUAUAAAUCGGAGAUGAACUUCCACUGGGCGGACCUGCAUGUCGCGCUACUCGACAACUACCUGUUGCUUCUGAAACCCGAUGCACGUCCUAACACAGUCAUAAGACAUGCUGUCGUUUCAAGACCAAUACCUCUCGACUACUUGCGAUUAGCGGCGUUCGACGGGCCACCCGAGAAUCGCAAGGAGAAGUCGGAGGAGGGUAGCCUAGGGCUUCUGGAUCGAGUACGCCCGCGGUAUCGGCCGAUGUUUCCCUUUACGGUGUAUCACGCCGCAGCUAAGAUGACCCGACGAUACACACUGUACGCGUCGAGCGAGGCCGAGCGCCAAAAAUGGGAAGAAGUCUUGACGCAUACCCUACGAAUGCGGACCAUCAGGCAGGAAGGAAACAAGUUCUUCGAGCCGUUCGUAAUCAACGACGGCUUCUUCAAGCGGCCUGAGCUCGCUCUCGUCAACAAUCCCCAUGCUGUCGGGUCGCACUACACAGGCCCCGUUACUGCUGUGACGAAGAUGUAUAGCAAUGGCGUCAAGUUCAGAGCGGUGGCUUGCCCCUCAGGCGUGUAUAUCGCUCAGAAGGACGAGCCUGCGUUCCGCAAAGUCCUAGAUGUUGACAACCCAACCUGUCUAGUUGCUAUCGAGGAAGUCAACAAGUUCUUUGUCUUGCACGACUACGGACUGUGCUCGUACUCCCUGGAUUUGGUCGCUCGAGCCGCUCUCGGGAUGUCGAGCGUGCAGAGCGUAGAAGCGUCGCGAGAGCGUCUGGCGACCGAUGUCGUCUUCUUUCGCGCCGGAAAGAUAGCAAAGCGUGUUGUCGUAUUGUACGUUUCGAGGAAGUACUACGCGGUGGUGGCGCAGCUAUCUGCUUUGGAGGUGGUAAAUAGGGGAGACCCCAGCGCCUCGUCGAGACGAAUCGCCAAUGGGCUACAUUCUUUCCGGCCUUUUGGAGAGUCCUUAACGAUACCGAAGGAUACCCACAACAUCAGCGUCUUCAAUAACCAUGUUGUCGUCUGCUCAGAGAACAAGAUUCAGAUUGCGGACCCUGCGAACUUGCGCCUGAGUGGAAGUCAUCGCACCGCGUCGUUCCCAGACUUCACCGAUGCCGAGACACAGAUCAACUUACCCAUGUCGUCGCUCAAGAACCGCUGUCAGAGCGCCAAACCGCUGGGGCUCAUCCGCUGCCCGAAGUACGACAAGGACGACAAGGACGAGUUCCUCGUAAUCUAUGAUGAGCUCGGCUGCUAUACGGAUCAGCAUGGUGUCCCUACGCGCAACUCCGGAUACCUCCGCUGGGAGGUCAAGGCGGUCUCAUACUCGUAUCGCGGGGACUACAUCAUCCUCUUCUCGCCCGAGUUCAUUGAGAUUCGCACCGUCCGGACGGGCAAGCUCAUGCAGGUCAUCGAGGGUGAGGACAUCCGCCGCGUUGACGUAGGCUUGCUCAGCGACGGGCGCGACGCGACGACGCUCGUGGCGUGGAAAGGCCGCGAAGAGCGUGGGCUUGUUGUCGACACCCUCGUCGAGCUAAUCGAGACCGCCCCGCUGCAGCACUCCAGUUCACGCGCGUCCGAGGUGCGCAGCGAGCAGCAGUGGGCCGAUUUCGACGAAUUGUGACGAUCCAGAUGUAUUUUCCCUUACUGUACGAGGUCGGACGCUCCUAACUGACAUGCAAUGUGGCAUGUGAACUGCUCUCUGUGUAACACAUAUACGAAGCUCAUGGCUCGAGGUAUCUGUGUGAUAUAGUUUAUGUCUUGCUUAGACCUUAAUGAUUCCGAGGCGCACGCUUAUGGACAUGUAUCGGUAGCCACAGUGAAACCCAGGUAUAUUGCAAAGAUGUACUCCCGCCUGAAAGUGACCAGCAUAAAUAAACCCAAGAGUCGCGCGAGGUGCUAAGGCGUAGGAAUAAAGAUAGUGAUACAUUCGGAACCGUAUCGUCAUCGGCGAGUCGAAACAUAUCUACUGACACAAUCUGUUAUGUGGGGGGCCGGGUAUCUGUCGCGGCGCGGAAGGAGGCGGCAAUCACGAACUAGAGGACUUCGUAGACACGUCGUGUUAACGGAGGGUAUAUGCACUGCACAUCGAACGAGACGCCCUUAAACCGUGAACACCGUCAUGCCCUGGAGGUUGUUCGGGUUGAUGGAGAUGCCCGCAGCACUGGUAGGCCCAGAGAUGUCAAGCGUGGAAAACCUCUCCGCAAGGCCGGGGGAGUCGAGCGCAAUAACGUCGACAGAGGUAGCGUUUGCUGCCAAGACGUACGCAAAGUCUCGGCCGUUGACGGUACCAAUAUCAAGAUCGAUCGUGGCAGAACCCGGGGUCAAGAGAGUUUGCCCAACGAUCGUACCCUUCAAGUUAUCGUCGACGUGCACCUCCGUGACCGCAGAGGUGCCGAUGUCGGUCACGUAGAAGUUGCCCGUCUUGGACGAGAACGCGGACCAGCACGUCGCGACCUGGCCGUCGAUCGCGUUCGCCGAGCUCUUGCUGUCGUCCGCGAGGUCGAGCACGUCGAAGCCGAUGCCCGCGUCCGUCGCAAGGAUCGCGUUCUUCCCGGGGAUGACCGACAUCCCGAACGGGAGCAGGCCGCCCUUGGCCGGCGCGACCUGCUUGAAGUCCGCGCUCAGCGAGCCGUCGGCCGCGACGUCCCACACGGCGAAGAAGCCCGCGUUCGGCGGGGUGCCCUUGACGGAGACGAUGAGCUGCUUGCCGUCCUCGGAGAAGAGGAUGUGCGACGCGGUGCCCGCGGGGCCCGCGGGCGGCGUGUCCGUCUUGAGCUUGUCCGUGAGCAGGCGGAGCGAGUUGUUGAUCGCGAGCGGCCCGAGCUUCUUGUCGACGCUGUAGCAGUUCACGCCGUUCACGCGGCCGCCGUUGAGCACGCAGAAGCGGGUGCCGUCGGCGUUGAACGCGACCGAGAUCGGGAACUCGCCCUCGGUCGAGACGGGGUCGCCGAGCGCGGUCAGCUUCGUCGGGUUCUUGGCGUUGAUGGAGAACAGCGAGACGGUGUCCGAGCCGGGGUUGACGGCCGCGAGAACCUUGCCCUUCUUGGACGCCUUGAUGCUGCCUUGAGAGAACAGAGCGUCGGGGCCGUCCGCCUUGCCAUGAGAUCCACGGCCACCAGCAUCGACAGCGCUGUCGAGAUUCAGGGAACCAUCAGCAUUUAUGGUGGCGACGAGGAUCUGGUUCUCAUUGGGGUCAUUGGACAGGAGGUAAACAGCACCGGCCGCGUCGAGGCGGGUCGUCCCAGCCAUCUUCCUAACCGCACCCGCACCAGCUCGACGCUGGAAGGGGACCGCGGACACGACAGUAACGGCCGUGAGGACAGCGGUGAGCAGGGCUGCAGAGAACUUCAUCUUGGCCGGUGGAGUGUAUUAGUAGAAAAGAUCGACGAGUCGUAUACGAAAGCCGGACAGCCGAAUGUGUCGUAAGAGAGUGUGAAGAGGGAGAAGAUGAUGUGAGCACAGCUCCGGCGUCGAGCACGAUGAAAACAACCGGGACGGAGACCAGCAGCGCCGCGCACCCAGGCGGAAACGCGAACGGGAAGAGGAGGGAGGGAAAACAACGAAGGCGAGCGGGGACUGGAGAAAGACACCCCGCCCGAGCCCGGUCCGCUAUAAGGAACGGGCGUAGAUCUGCUGAUGAACUGUCGACGCGGACGACACUCGUCCACAUCAGCGUUCGGCCCCUGGCGUCGGCGCUCGCGUUUCGGCUUGGACCUGCAAUGCUGUGUAUGGUCCAAUGGAUGUCGAGGAUGCAGUCGGUUACGAUCAUCCAGCCCUCCGGCGUUGUCGUGUUGUGAGUAUUAGAGCCACACCAGGUGAGUGAAUGCUGCAAAAAGGAGUUUGCACGGCUAUGUUACGAAGGCCAUGCGCUCUUCCCAUAUCCCUCGUCCCGACGGAGAGGGGAAGCGAAGGACGGUCGAGAGCGAAAAGUCCUGGACGAGGGAGCUGCUCUCCGACGACACUGCACGACAUAUCACGACGCCCAACGGACCACAAGACCGUCGGGAGCGCGGAAAAUGAUGCAGUUCAAUGUUGACAUGAUAAACGUCGAGACUCAGGGCGAGUAUAGGCCGCAGAUGACCUGAUGCUACUUACGUUUACGACCUACCGGGUAUGUAUGUACCUCCCCGACGGUUUGCGUCCUCCGAAGGGCAUACAUAUGUCGAGAACUGCGCUAUAUACACCUCCUUCUCAGGUGUCAAUUACUUCGCCAAUGUACAGAAAGUCGUCCAACCAGAGGUUGGUGUGCCGCACGAUUAGAAAUUUGGCAGAACCCAAAGCGCACUCGAGCGUGGAUUGUAAGUCCGGGACCUGGCAAGGAACGCCCUGGUACAGAAGCG
Molecule: messenger RNA, 5230 nt
Organism: Dichomitus squalens LYAD-421 SS1
Lineage: Eukaryota; Fungi; Basidiomycota; Agaricomycetes; Polyporales; Polyporaceae
Exons: 21
Coding region: 1-2511 (836 amino acids)
Biological process (GO): intracellular signal transduction
Molecular function (GO): guanyl-nucleotide exchange factor activity
Source: RefSeq, a predicted model, not a curated record